Molecule: messenger RNA, 353 nt
Organism: Achroia grisella
Lineage: Eukaryota; Metazoa; Arthropoda; Insecta; Lepidoptera; Pyralidae
Product: anionic antimicrobial peptide 2-like
Exons: 3
Coding region: 81-344 (87 amino acids)
Source: RefSeq, a predicted model, not a curated record
GUGCGAGAGUUUUAGUCUGUCGACUGAUCCCGGUCUUUUCACUUGUACAAGCAAAGUAAGGAGAAGCAAAAGAAACAAAGAUGAACAAACUACUGAUCGUCCUGUUGGCAGUAUGCCUUGUCAAUGUACACGCAUUCGUAAAACGUGAUACAGCAACCCCAGCGGCCAGCGACGAUAUCUUGAAAAAUCUUCAGAAACAAUUCGAAGAAGCUUCCAAGAAUUUUGGUACACAAGUGCAGAAUGCGCUCGACUCCGACAAGAUUAAGAAGGACGUCAAUGACUUUAUUGAAAACUUAAGCAAGACAUUGAAGGAACUGGGUGAGAAGAAAGAAACGCCCAAGUAAUCUAAUAAG